AUGGUCGGGCAAGGCGCACCUAUCUGUGGACCAGAGAGUUUUCCCGCUGAUGACGCUGUUCCCCAGCUUCAAGCUGAUGCAGUGGCACUCGGGACGAUGGCUGCCGACAUGACUCCUGUGGCAGAUGGCUUCUUCAUGGAAGACGAUGACGAAGCUGACCUGGAUCUUCCUUCCGAGGGGUUCUCCUCUAUUCCAGAGGCGGUAGAAGACAUCCGCCGGGGCAAGGUCAGUAAAUGAUUUGUCCUUUUAUGGGAGGUUUUGGCGCUUCUCUGCCGUUUUCUUUUUUUUCAUCAUCUUCCAUCUGAACUCUGUGUAAUGUUUUGCAGUAUGUAAUUGUUGUGGAUGAUGAAGACAGGGAAAAUGAAGGGGAUCUUAUAAUGGCAGCAUCUCUGGUGACACCGGAUGCAAUGGCGUUUAUUGUGAGACAUGGUACUGGAAUUGUUUGUGUGGGCAUGAAGGAUGAGGACUUGGAGAGGUUAGAGCUUCCUUUGAUGGUUUCGACGAAAGAAAAUGAAGAAAAGCUUAGCACAGCGUUCACAGUGUCAGUGGUAUGUUACCUAGACCACGCGGUUAUCAUGAGAAAUAUCAUUGUGAACCAAUAACAUCGCUUAGAAUCGGCGGAAUGGAUAAGGUUACCUCACAAGUACUGAUUUUUGUGUAGCUUGCUAGCCAGGAUUGAUUGUUCAGAAGUUCUGCCCAUUUUUAUUCUUAUCAUAAAAAAAUAAUCGAGCAUAUCAUUUUUCACGUAACCUUUAUUGAACAUUGAACGAAAUCUACCAGCAGAUUGCAUUUCCGUGUGGCCUUUAGAGACAUUGCAAGGAUAUCAAUUAUGAUUUACCACUUCUCUGGUGACACUUUCUUUGGAUGUAUGAUACAUCCGAAAACUUUCACGCUUGUUGAGUUUAUGCCAAGUUUAUUGUAAAAGACUAUCUGGAGAAAAAUGAGUCUCCGAUUGAUUUGUCAAAUAUACAUCUUAAUAUUUUUAUGAUUAUUUUAUUUUUUAUUGGAAGAAUAUGCACCAUCCAAAUGCUUGCUCCCAGCUUGUUAUAUGGGGAUUCGUUCUUCGAGAAAUAUGUGCACUUACAUUAUUAAGCAUGGCUGACAUUUCUGCAGCUUCUUGUGAAGGCUAUCUGCAGUUUCAAUGGCCUCUUUAUUUUUUCAACCUUUUCAGAUAUUUAUUCUGUUCAGAACAGAACUAGUUCUGUCUUUAUGACAGUAUAGCUCAUGUUGAAUGGAAAUUUUUAGUGUUAGCAUUGUAUUUAUCAGUAUCUCUAAUAGAACGAUGUCCAAGUGCUUUUUAUUUGUUUUCCUUUUUAUCGUUAUUUUACUGAAUGUUAGUGUCUUUUCUGAUGAUCUACUUCGACAGGAUGUAAAGGAAGGUACAACCACAGGAGUUUCUGCUAGAGACAGGACAAAGACAAUUUUGGCUCUUGCAUCACCUAAUUCAAAAGCUGAAGAUUUUAACCGCCCUGGUCAUAUCUUCCCCCUGAAGUAUCGGGAAGGAGGUGUCUUGAAACGAUCUGGGCAUACAGAAGCGUCUGUUGAUCUUGCUAUUCUGGCUGGUUUACCUCCUGUGGCUGUGCUAUGUGAGAUUGUGGAUAAUGAUGAUGGUUCAAUGGCACGACUACCUAAACUCCGUGAGUUUGCGAAGCAAGAGAAUUUGAAAAUUAUUUCAAUUGCCGACUUAAUCAGGUAUCAUCUUGAGAAAUGAAUGCAUCAACCAAGUAUUCAUUGAUUAAACGUAUUUUCAAUCACUUGAAUGUGCUGCUAUGACCUAUCUGCAUUGAAAUGAUUGCUGAAUAACAGGGUCUGGUUGUUGGUCACUAGAGCUGUUGUCUAGGAUGAUAGGAAGGCUCUGCUCACUCGACCUCGGCCUGAUUUUAUGCAUUUUUUGUUUACGAUUGGGUAUGAAUGAAUGCAGAGUCUUUUGUAAAGAGUCAUUGCAUGAAGUUCUUGAUGAACUGCUCCUCACAUAGGCAGCAUUUGGAUACCUAUGUAGUGAACUAGGGGAUUAUCUUAAAUCGGAUUAAUAUGAUUUCGAAAUUUUAUCUAUCCAUAUGGCAGACCUCUUCCCCUCUUAUGAAGGGACGAGGCAGCAUUUUUAGGAGGUUGUUCUCUUGGUCUGAUGGGCAUGGUCUUCUAUCUCUGGGUAUAACCAUGAUCUUUUUAGCGCCUCAAUCAGAAAGCUGCAAAUGACAGUGGAAAUGACAUGCAAUACAUAUCAUAUUUAAAAAAAGACGAGGACAAAGGGAAGAAAGGAAUGAAGAAAAAAUAGGAGGGGGGUUGAUGGAGGGAUAUUUCUAAUGAGUCUCAGAAACAGAAUAUGAUGGUUAAAAAGAGGAGGGAUUCCAGAAGGCUGCACCCAUAGGAUAAAGAAUGGGAAGAUAACCUAUAUGCUCAAUAGGUUUCUUCUUUCACAGUUCUCUCUCUCUCUCUCUCUCUCUCUCUCUCUCUCUCUCUCUCUCUCUCUCUCUCUCUCUCUCUCUCUCUCUCUCUCUCUCUCUCUCUCUCUCUGUUUCCCUUCCCCUUUCUUUUUUGCCCCCUCCUUGGUGUUCCUUCGUCUGUCAUCAUAGCUCUUGCCCCUUCCUUGGGUCAUUCGCUUAUCAUCUCAAAUUUAACGUUGCACAAGUACCUCCUGAAUCAUGGGAAUCAUCCCUCCGUUAUAUAUUUUCCAACUGAUGCUAGAAAGGAGCAAUAAAAUGUUUUAGAAACAAUUUACCUUGCUAACUAUAAUGCAUAGAUAGGAAAAGGAAAAGUUGGAGAGGGGAUGUUGACACGAAUUGGCUGAUUCGACGUGAGAUCAGAUUGAUUGCUCCGAUUGUGCUGAGCUCUGAUGGAUAUUUGACCAAAAAUUGUAACUGGCAGUGGGGAAAAUUUUGAGAUUUUGGACUAGCAGUGAUUGAUAUUAUGAAUAUUUUUGUGCUCAACGUGCUUUGAUGCACGAUUGAUGCCACUUUUGGUCUCUUAACAUGGGAGCACUGCAAGAAUUAUAGUGUUUUAUUUUCCCUUUUUAUCCAACGGCCAAGCGCUUGGCUACUCAGAUGUUAAGCUGAAUUCAUUUCUAGGUAGAAGCUCUUGCUUUUGAACGGCUGUUUUCUCAGUUGAGUAAGCAUAAAGUUCUCAAAUGAUUUAUGUUCGGUGGAUUAUUGUAAGAAAAAAAAGUAACCCUUGAAUCGUGAUUACAUGGUGGAAUGCUAGGGUUCUAGACUGAUCAAAAGCGAGGACUCUCUUUGUUGUUGAUGAAUAAUUACUGUACAGUCACUUAAUGUUGUUGAAUUCAAUAGAGGGUUAUGUUGUGGUAUUCUUGGUUGAUGUUCUAUCAAGGAUGUCAAUCAAGGUUUCUCAUGGUGUUUUUGGUGGAGGAGGCACUUUGAAUUCAUUUUCUCCGAGAGAACAUUAAAGACGAGAAAAUUAAGGAAUUAAGGAAAUUUCCUUUCCUUGUUCAUUGAAGAGAGCAAAACAAAUCUGGGAUUUAAAGAAGCCAUUGGUGGGCCCACAUGGAUUACUUCACUCUUUUAGAUAUCUGAUGUUUCUUUUGAUCACUAGAGUUUCUGCUUUCAUUGCCGGCACAUGAAUUUUUUAGGUCCUCUCAACCACUGGAAGAGAUCUAAGGCUGUCUACGAUCAAUCCAAAUCUUCUCAAACAGCUUCCCACCUCAUAAAACUCGUUUCUUUCUCGUACCCGAGUUUCAUUCCUUGUGUUGAAGAUUCAGUACCUUUUCUCUCAUCGUUUCUGACCAGUUCAUCUCCUUUGUGCCGAGGAUCUAAAGUGCUUUCCCUGUUGUGUACCCACAUGACAGAUACCGAAGGAAGAGGGAUAAAUUGGUAGAGAGAGCCUCUGUGGCACGCUUACCACUAGAGUGGGGCAAUUUCCAAGCAUACUGCUACAGAUCCCUGCUGGAUGGGAUGGAACACAUUGCCAUGGUGAAAGUAAGCAUUUUUAUUCAAAAUCACAAAGCAUUUCCGACCUUCGUAAGCAUUGUUUGAUAAACCCAGGUGGGCUUUGAACGCAGGGAGAGAUUGGAGAUGGGCAAGAUAUUCUUGUGAGGGUGCACUCCGAGUGCCUCACAGGGGACAUUUUUGGCUCGGCCAGGUGUGACUGCGGGAACCAGCUGGCUCUGGCCAUGGAGCUUAUCGAGAAGACCGGAAGGGGCGUGCUGGUGUAUCUCCGCGGCCAUGAAGGGAGGGGCAUCGGUCUCGGGCACAAGCUUCGGGCUUACAAUCUGCAGGACGACGGAAGGGACACUGUGGAAGCCAAUGAGGAGCUCGGCUUACCCGUUGACUCCCGUGAAUAUGGCAUCGGCGCGCAGGUCCCAUCUUCCCCCUGGCAGAAACCCUAAUCCUCGUUCUAUCAGUCAUCUUCUUCAUCCUCCGUGAGUUUUACUGCUGAAUUGAGCUACCAUAUUGUUCUGCAGAUUCUUCGCGAUAUCGGCGUCAGGACGAUGAAGCUGAUGACGAACAACCCGUUGAAGUACGUGGGGCUUAAGGGCUACGGCCUUAGCGUCGUGGGGAGAGUCCCUCUUCUUACUCCCAUCACCAUGGAGAACCAGAGGUACAUGGAGACCAAGAGGGCCAAGAUGGGGCAUCUCUAUGGGCCCCAAAUCAACCGCCAGGUGACGAAUUUGCUCGACGGGAAUGGAAACCGCGGGGCCCAGUAG
Spirodela intermedia is the source of this 4657-nucleotide messenger RNA. The record is from the annotation of a GenBank genome assembly. NCBI's taxonomy places the organism in Eukaryota, Viridiplantae, Streptophyta, Magnoliopsida, Alismatales, Araceae.